AUGUCUCAAAGGGCGGCCUCCCCAGAGGAAAACAUGAAUCCUCAGGUUAUCCUCGUCACUGGAGCAAAUAAGGGUAUUGGCUACGGAAUUGUUCGCAGUCUGCUUACUUCUGCCCCCUCCCGUUCUAUCAUUUAUUUGACCUCCCGCGAUGUCUCUCGCGGACAGAAGGCUGUCACGGAGCUUUCUGCCAUUGGAGGACGCUCUUCAAAUCUGGUUUACCACCAAUUGGACAUCACCGAUGAGCAGAGUAUCGACACCUUGGUCAACAAGAUCAGGAACGCCCAUGGGAGACUCGAUGUUCUCAUUAACAAUGCUUCUAUUGCUGGAACCGACAAUGAAUUGAUGGUUGAUGUCAAUUAUUACGGAACUUUGAUGGUAUGUUCUCUGCUUUAGCCCUCUUUCGGCGUGGGGGAAAAAAAAUGGAAAAUGGAAGGGGAAGAAUGGAGUUAAGUGAGAUGCCAACGGGCGCAGGUGUGCAAGAAAUUCCUCCCAAUAAUUGAGAAGGAUCACGGACGCAUUGUCACCAUGGGCUCCGCAAUCGGCCAUCUGGCAGCAUUUGAAAACGAGGAGAUAAGGAACCAACUCGGCAACCCAGAACUGACGGUCGAGCAGCUGAGCGCUCUGAUGGACAAGUACAAGGUUUGUUACCACAUCCUUCUCCUGCCUCUCUCCAUAUACGAAUUUGCCGGUUGGUUGGUUGGCGUUGUUGUCUCAGUGACUAAAUGUGACCCCGACUAGGCGGACUGUAAGGACGGUAAGGCGAGUGAGAAUGGAUGGCCCAUGGCAUAUGCUGUUACCAAAGCCGGGGAGACGGCGCUUUCCGGAAUAUUGGCAAGGAAGUACCCUAGCUUGCUGAUCAACGUUUGCUGCCCUGGAUGGUAUGUUAUCUUUUCCCCAACCACUUCUCCUCUGUGGCCGGCACAUAGCUGAUAGUUCUUCACUGCCAGGGUUAACACAGAAAUGGGUGCCUCCAUGGGGGGCAAGCCACCUAAGACCAUUGGUAAGUUUUUUCCACUCGUCCCAUUCAAACUUUUAUGCCGUCCCACCAUGAAUAAGUGCUAACAUGAUAGCAAGACGAGGGUGCAAUAAUCCCCGUUAGGCUUGCUGUGAGCGACCUUGGUGGCGUUUCUGGAGGGUUCUGGGAAAAUCCUAGCGUCAUGGACACCGGCGUUGGCAGUGUCUCGGUCUGGUGA
Tuber aestivum (summer truffle) is the source of this 1193-nucleotide messenger RNA. NCBI's taxonomy places the organism in Eukaryota, Fungi, Ascomycota, Pezizomycetes, Pezizales, Tuberaceae. The record is from the annotation of a GenBank genome assembly.